AUGCAGAGGUUUAACGUAUCGUAUGUCGAAGUUAUCAAGAAUGGUAGCACAGUGGCGAGUUGUUUCCAAGCGGUAGAACCUGCUCAAGGUUCGUCGAAGUAUGGGUCGCUUGGAGACUCAGUAGCGACACCUCAGUUGUUCCAUAAGCUCACGGAUGACAUGGUUCUGCCUAAAGUGGUCCCUAUUGAGGGAAAUAAGGUGACCAAAGUUUCUCUGCACCUAAUAGAUGGGUAUGAUUGUUAUUACACUACAACGAUGGCGAAUGAACAAUUGAAGGUGUUCGUGUGCUUCACGAGGACUGUAAUACCCAAGAUCCUGCCCAUUAGACUGUUGAGUGAGUUAAAGGGGCAAGAAGAAGCUCUGAACUCCGAUGAUGAGCUGAGCAUGAAAGUUGGAGAGAUUUUAGAUGCGUUCCACGAGGAACUGAGAUCCUACAGCAAUGAAAAUGGAACUGAGAGUGGAGAAGCGGCAGAGAAUGAUUUACAAGAUAUUGUCCAGGUGAUGAACGACAAUAUCGACAAGUUUUUGCAGAGACAGGAGCGAAUCUCGCUGCUUGUGGAUAAGACUUCGCAAUUAAACAGCAAUAGUAACACGUUUAAGAGGAAAGCUACUCGAAUAAAGCAGCGGAUGUGGUGGCAUAGGGUGAAGAACAUCACCCUGUUGGUGUUUGCCGUUAUACUUUUCGUGAGUGCAAUAGUACUAUUGUUUCUGCUGGAGCAUAAUUAG
Messenger RNA from Torulaspora delbrueckii, 726 nucleotides. RefSeq names its product Nyv1p (gene NYV1). The coding region runs from base 1 to 726 and encodes 241 amino acids. Gene Ontology annotation, biological process: vesicle-mediated transport. The record is from RefSeq and is a predicted model, not a curated record. Gene Ontology annotation, cellular component: membrane. The transcript has a single exon. NCBI's taxonomy places the organism in Eukaryota, Fungi, Ascomycota, Saccharomycetes, Saccharomycetales, Saccharomycetaceae.